Pelmatolapia mariae (spotted tilapia) is the source of this 2275-nucleotide messenger RNA. RefSeq names its product phosphatidylinositol glycan anchor biosynthesis, class M (gene pigm). The record is from RefSeq and is a predicted model, not a curated record. Gene Ontology annotation, biological process: GPI anchor biosynthetic process. The transcript is spliced from 8 exons. Gene Ontology annotation, cellular component: membrane; glycosylphosphatidylinositol-mannosyltransferase I complex. NCBI's taxonomy places the organism in Eukaryota, Metazoa, Chordata, Actinopteri, Cichliformes, Cichlidae. Gene Ontology annotation, molecular function: alpha-1,4-mannosyltransferase activity; GPI mannosyltransferase activity. The coding region runs from base 188 to 1438 and encodes 416 amino acids.
UUCCGGAUAACUUCCGUGUUGUCAUAUUUGAAAUUUGGGCAUUCAAAAGGGAUUAAUACUCGCUAGUAUUAAUGUUUGCUAAGUCCGUAAACUACAUGGAAGGGAUAUGGACGUGGAGAAACGUUAAACAUAGAAAAAUAGCCAACGUAGCUCUCAGUCCUGCCUGCUAAUCACUCCGUGGCUGGUGAUGGAGAAGCUAAUAUCUAAACUCACUGAAAAGCAUAUCCUUUUCACGGCUUCUUUCGUUAUAAGACUGGCUUUGGUCGCUUAUGGAGACUACCAGGACAGGACAAUGGCGGUGAAGUACACUGACAUUGACUACCAUGUGUUCACAGAUGCUGCGAGGUUCAUUACUGAGGGCGAGUCCCCAUACAACAGGUCAACCUACCGUUACACUCCUCUGCUGGCCUGGCUUCUCACCCCAAACAUCUAUCUUAACAUGGUUUUUGGAAAAAUCCUCUUCAUUGUAUGCGAUGUGCUGUCAGGACUGCUCAUCUACAAAGUCCUCUGCCUGCGAGGUCUAAGAGCUGAGACUGCACGCUGUGUUUCUUCUUUGUGGCUUCUCAACCCGUUGCCCAUGGGAGUGUCCAGCCGAGGGAAUGCCGAGUCAAUCCUGGCAGCUCUGGUGCUGGGGACUCUGCUCUGCAUGGAAGGCAAAGCUCAGCGUCUGACACGGGCAGCACUGCUGUAUGGUUUAUCGGUUCAUAUGAAGAUCUACCCUGUUACGUAUGCUCUGCCCAUUGCCCUGACCCUUCACACAGCUGAAAACAGGGUAGAUGAAGCCAAAAACGUUUCAAGAUUCAAGAAGCUUGUCGGCUUUUUUGUUGGUUUCUUCAACCGAGAUCUGCUCCUAUUUGCAAGUGUGGCUGGCGGAGUCUUCUUUACACUCACAGCGCUCUUCUAUUACAUGUAUGGUUGGCAGUUUCUUUAUGAGACCUAUUUGUACCAUCUGACCAGAAGGGACAUCAGACACAACUUCUCUCCAUACUUCUACAUGCUCUACCUUACUGCAGAGAGUACGUGGAGCCAGUGGCUAGGCUUGGCAGCAUUCCUGCCGCAGUUCGCCCUGCUGUUGGUCACAUCAUGGAUGUAUUACAAAGACCUGGCCUUCUGCUGUUUCCUGCACACAGCCAUUUUUGUUACCUUCAACAAAGUGUGCACUUCACAGUACUUUCUCUGGUACCUGUGCUUACUUCCUCUGGUCAUCCCUAACCUGAGUCUGACAGUAAAACAAGGGUUGGGACUACUGCUCCUCUGGUUUGCUGGACAGGCCAUCUGGUUGGGCCCAGCCUACUUCCUGGAGUUUGAAGGCUACAACACCUUCUUAUGGAUCUGGCUAGCCGGAUUGCUCUUCCAGGUCGUCAACUGCUUUAUUCUGAUCCAGAUUGUAACUCAUUACAAACCAACAAAAACUCCACUGAGACUGAAAGCUGAAUAAAACCCAAAUGUAUUCAAAGUGGAAGAAAUUUUCUCUUUGAAACUUCAAAGGAUGCUCUUUCAGAUCAUGCAGUGUGGAUCCAUGUAGACCAAAUUUUAAUCUCCCCAGACUUUAAUUACUUUCUCUAAUAAUUUAAAUCACUUUAGCAAAGAACACUACGUUUUCUGAGCGACACAGGCUCAGGUGGAUUUUCAGUUUUUCUGAGUUAAACCUGUGGAUUACAUGCUCGCCACUGCCGGUCAAAACACUUAAAUCCACAGUGUAUGACACGUAGUAGAAACUGACUGUUGCCCAGGUUUUUUUGGAUGGUAACUUUGAAGUCUGCUCCACCUGUGGCCAAGUCAUUUGUCAAAAGUUUGCUGACGGGGCAAAACACCUGCUGCAGAUCAGAGAUCAUAAACAGCUCUGGGUCAAAGUAUUUAACGCACCCCUUGGGGAUUUUAUUUUUUUUGGGUGGCAUUUUGACCUCGUGGUGACGGAAAGCAUUUUCUAACUCCACAGGGAGAAAUAAUCCAAUUGUAUGCUGCUAGGAAUCAAGAAGCCUUCAGUCUGAGUGUCUCACUUUCAUGUUGACAUUAUUGUUGGUACUUUCAGCAGUUGAACUAUGGAUUAGAUUGCACCGAGGAGAAUUACCGUUACAAAAUCCAGCAAAAUCUGUCCUAAAUUGUGUCGUGUUUUUUGUCCUGACCGGUGUAAAUUGAGGCUGACCUGCACAUUAAUCUGAUAGGUAGGAGAUAGUUUCUUGGUUUGAGGGAGAAUAUGUUAAAUAGUUCUACUGUUAGAGACUGUAAACAAAUGCACUGUUGUCUUUAUGUCUAUUUUUUACAGUUUCACAAA